AUAUCAUCAAACAUAGUGUGAAUAAGAUGUUUAAAUAACAAAGAGAAACCAAAAAUAUAACUAGCUUCCUUGUUGAUUUUCCAGGACAAUAACACAGAAUCAUAACACGAUCGACCACGGAAAAAGAACAUGGCAUCUAAACUGAACAUAUUGUGUGGUUCAUGUGGAUAUGAAGACAUCUCGAAAAAUGCAAAGAAAUGGUGUACCAUAUGUGAGGAGGGAUUCUGUGGAGAAUGUGAAAAAUACCACAAAUCUAUGAAAGUAACGAGGGAUCACAAGAUGAUUUCUAUUGAGGACUAUCGUCAAAUAGAAAACAUUUCAGUAAAUCUAAACUGUGAGAUUCAUGGUAAAAAGCUCGAUCUAUACUGCAAAACGCACGAUAUUGCGGCUUGCGUAGUUUGUAUUCAUUCAGAACAUAAAUCGUGUUCCGCUUCUGACGUCAUCUCCAUUGAUAACGCAUCAAAAAAUGCAAAACAAUCAACUUCACUCUUAGACUUAGAAGGAACUAUCUCAACAACGAUAGACAACGUAAAACUUUGUAUUAAAGACAGGGAAAUGGCAUUGAAAAAUGUGAACGAAGAUGAAGUAACAAUACGUAAAACGAUUACAGACACACGAAAGAAUCUAAAUGAAUACUUGGAUAAACUCGAGAGAAAUCUACUCAAAGAUUUAAAAUCCAAACAUGAUAAGGGUAAAUCUAAAAUCAUGAAAACUCUUAAUAAUUUGAAGCAAAUGGAGAAAGAGGUAGACAAACUUAAAGAUCAGACUAUUCAAAUGAAACGUUUUGCAUCUGACCUGCAAGUGUUUCUAGGAACGCGCCAAUUAAACAAAACAAUAGGUAAAAAGAUUGGAUCAAUCAAAGAAGAGAUAAAAAAUUGUACGAAAACACGAAUGGAGAUAAAGGUCAAUCGCGUGAUCAGUUCCUUAGUGAAUGAGGUAAAGCAGUUUGGAGAAAUCAAAGUUAUUGAAACUAUGGCCAAUCUACAAUUAAAAGAUGCAAAGAUCGACCAGGCUCAGAUACAGAUACAUGGAUUAUCGCAAACUAUUCAAAGUGUCAGUCUACAGCUGAAACAGAAGUUUGAUAUCAAAGGAUCAACCAAGCCUAUCACUGGCUGCAUUGUUUUACCAGACGACCGAAUCAUAAUUGCAGACUAUAAUGGAAGUGGUAAAUUAAUGGAAUACAACAACGAUGGUCAACACAUACGUGACAUUCAUGUCUCUGAUAAACCGCAUAGUCUUACAUUAGUUGAUACCGAUCGUAUUGCUGUUACAUUUGGAUAUUCUUCAUACCUAGAGAUUAUAAACAUUAAGAAUAAUAGUGAAAGGAAGAGGGUGAAUUGCAGUAAUUGGUGCUAUGGAAUAUCUUACCAUGACAAGAAGCUGUAUGUUCUUGUAUAUAGAAAAGGCAUAGUAGUGAUGGACUUGAAUGGGAAGACAUUAAACACCAUCCAUAUCGAUGGUUUAUAUGUGUAUCAUAUAACAACGACCAGCGACAGGAUAUACUAUACAGACACCGAAAAUACAGUACACUGUUGUAGUAUGACAGGACAAAACAUCUUGGUAUUCAAGGAUCAGUCCAUUAUACAACUGAGAGGAAUAUCAGUGGAUCAUAAUCAGAACGUAUAUGUUGUUGGUGAAAGCUCUAAUAACCUCAUAGUAAUACAACAUGACGGGAAAGUUAGCAAAGUCUUACUAACUCAUCUUGAUGGACUUACAACUCCUUAUGCAGUGCAUUACAACAAACAAAAGAAGAUUAUCUGUGUAGGCUACAAGACAGGAAGUGUUGCAUUGUACCAAGUGUCGUGAAAAUGCAUGUACACAUCAGGACGACGACAUUACACUGUUUGUUAUUCUGUGUAUUAUAUUAAUUAUUUAAAUGAUGCUGCAUUUUCAACAUUUUUAUCACAUAAAACUCAUUGCAAUACUGAUAUACUAGUAUAAUUGAGUGUCGAUUUUUAAGUACCCAAUAUAUAUAUGUUUGGCUUUCAGAUUAGUUUAAACACAUUUGAUAAAUGUUUGAUAUCCAUUUUAA
Mytilus trossulus (common blue mussel) is the source of this 2032-nucleotide messenger RNA. RefSeq lists its product as uncharacterized. The record is from RefSeq and is a predicted model, not a curated record. Gene Ontology annotation, molecular function: zinc ion binding; protein binding. The coding region runs from base 130 to 1806 and encodes 558 amino acids. The transcript is spliced from 2 exons. NCBI's taxonomy places the organism in Eukaryota, Metazoa, Mollusca, Bivalvia, Mytilida, Mytilidae.